Oryza sativa Japonica Group (Japanese rice) is the source of this 1515-nucleotide messenger RNA. Its product is annotated as desmethyl-deoxy-podophyllotoxin synthase. Gene Ontology annotation, molecular function: oxidoreductase activity, acting on paired donors, with incorporation or reduction of molecular oxygen; heme binding; monooxygenase activity. NCBI's taxonomy places the organism in Eukaryota, Viridiplantae, Streptophyta, Magnoliopsida, Poales, Poaceae. The record is from RefSeq and is a predicted model, not a curated record.
AUGGCGGCGGAGCUCGUUCACCUCCUCCGCUAUCUGUUCUCGGUACCCAUGCUGUUCUUCAUCGUCCCCCUCCUCUUCCUCGUCUGUUCGCCGCGGCGCCGCCGUGGCCGCGGCAGCUGCAGGCUCCCGCCGUCGCCGUGGGCGCUCCCGGUGGUCGGUCACCUCCACCACCUGGCGGGCGCGCUCCAGCACCGCGCCAUGCGCGACAUCGCGCGGCGCCACGGCCCGCUCGUGCUGCUCCGGCUCGGCAGGCUCCCCGUCGUCGUCGCCUCCUCCGCGGACGCCGCGCGCGAGGUCAUGAGGACGAGCGACGUCGCCUUCGCGGCGCGCCCCGUCAACCGGAUGAUCCGGGUGGUCUUCCCGGAGGGAUCCGAGGGGGUCAUCUUCGCGCCCUACGGCGAGACGUGGAGGCAGCUCCGCAAGAUCUGCACCGCCGAGCUUCUCAGCGCCAGGCGCGUCCAUUCCUUCCGGUCCGUCCGCGAGGAGGAGGCUGGCCGGAUGCUCCGGGCGGUGGCGUCGGCGGCGGCGCAGACGACGGUGAACCUCAGCGAGCUGAUGUCGGCCUACGCCGCCGACUCGUCGGCGCGCGCCAUGAUCGGGCGGCGGCUCAAGGACAGGGACACGUUCUUGGCGAUGGUGGAGCGCGGGAUCAAGCUGUUCGGCGAGCAGAGCUUGCCGAACCUGUACCCGUCAUCGCGCCUCGCCGUGCUCCUCAGCACAAUGCCUCGCCGGAUGAAACGGCACCGCGAGAGAAUGACGGCCUACCUGGACGCCAUCAUCGAGGAGCACCAAGAGAGCAGAGCGUCCCGGGAAGACGACGAGGACUUGCUCGACGUGCUUCUCAGGAUCCAGAGAGAAGGUGACCUGGAGGUAUCCAGAGAAAGCAUCAGAUCAACGAUCGGAGACAUGUUCAUUGGGGGCAGUGAGCCACCGGCCAUAACACUGCAAUGGAUUAUGGCUGAACUCAUCAGAAACCCAGAAGUGAUGCAAAAGGUACAAGAUGAGGUUCGACAAUUGCUUGUUGGACAGCACAGAGUCACAGAGGAAAGCCUAAGCAAACUGGGUUACAUGAACUUAGUCAUCAAGGAGACGCUACGGUUGCACCCUCCAGGACCACGACUACUAUUGCGAGUGUGCCGAACCACUUGCCAAGUGUUAGGAUUUGACGUUCCUAAAGGAACAAUGGUGCUGGUAAAUAUGUGGGCUAUAAACAGGGACCCUAAAUAUUGGAGCCAAGCAGAAGAGUUUAUUCCAGAGAGAUUUGAGAAUGCUGGUAUUAAUUUCAAAGGAACAAACUUUGAGUAUAUGCCAUUUGGAGCAGGGCGACGCAUGUGUCCUGGGAUGGCGUUUGGUCUAGCAACGUUAGAGCUCGCACUUGCGAGUCUCUUGUACCAUUUUGACUGGAAGCUACCCGACGGGGUAGAGAUUGACAUGAAGGAGCAAAGUGGGGUCACAACACGGCGAGUACACGACCUUAUGCUUGUUCCUAUCAUCCGAGUGCCAUUACCAGUGUAG